Messenger RNA from Serpula lacrymans var. lacrymans S7.9, 630 nucleotides. RefSeq lists its product as uncharacterized. Gene Ontology annotation, cellular component: cytoplasm. Gene Ontology annotation, biological process: mitochondria-nucleus signaling pathway; regulation of nitrogen utilization; negative regulation of transcription by RNA polymerase II. NCBI's taxonomy places the organism in Eukaryota, Fungi, Basidiomycota, Agaricomycetes, Boletales, Serpulaceae. The record is from RefSeq and is a predicted model, not a curated record. The annotation marks the transcript as partial. The transcript has a single exon.
GGUCGUGGUAAUGAGAAAGAGAAUGGGAAUGGGAACAGCGGUGCCGGAGCGUACCGGCCCAAGGGUCGUCCGCAAGAAGAGGACAUGGAAGAUGAGAGCGAUAGUGAUGAGGAGAACGACAAGAUCCAGGUUUCGAAAAGUAUCGCACACCAAAAGUUGGCUGCCCUUGCAGGCCGCCGUGGAUCGGAUCGUAGCACGAGUUCUCAGCAAGCUCUCCCGAGUCGGAUGGCGGCCACCCGGCCUGUCCUUCCUACAGUGGCCACUGCGCCCAUUCCCCUCGGUCACCCAUACAACCUACCUGCUCCCGCCCCACCCAUGACGCCUCGCACGACGCGGAGACAGAUGUUGUCGACGGAGUUGUCGGAGAGUCUGAGGAGGAAUUUGUUGUGGGAGCGGCAAGUGAGCAAGGUGAAUGUGGUCGUCGGUGCGCGGCGGACGAGUGGAGGGGGGUUGUUGGGUGGGUUGAGACCGCUCACUGCGACGGCAUCUGCUGGCGAGCCGUCGUCGAGGACGGGAGACAGGACGUCGUCUCAACACCGUGUUGUGAAUGGAGAGGAGGAGGAGCGGAGACGAAGGGCGAUGGCGCGGAAUCGAAGUUGGGCGGAUGAUUAUCAUUAUGCUGGGUGGUAG